GUGAGAGGACCCACAAUGAAUGGCUGGCGAGUAGGAGCAAUGCGCUGUAUUUAGGACUCAAAACACAAAUAUGCUCUUUCAGUCCGGUUCUGACUUCGCUUCGAGCAAACAGGCAACAAGACUUCCUCCACAUAUCGAUUACAAAGUACUAACAAAGGGUUGGAAAUAUCUUCGGCUGGUUACUCGUUUCGUAUGCCAUCUUUCUAGUUUACCUUAGGAGACCACUUCUUCCCCUGUUGCUUGAUACGAAAUGGCUUUUGGCUAUGGCGAAACAGAUGACAGUGCAGCUAAUUCACUCCCUCAAAUCGAUCCAAAAGGUGGAGCUGAGCCGCUGAUAUCCACCCUUGCACGCCAGGAUCAAGGUAUGGAGUACGUGAUUCCAGCGAGCCAUGCUCCAACAUUCUUGUCUGUUGCUGAUGGUUUGGGCGGCACGCCAUGCUAUGCACCCGAUACCCAAGAGAAUCCCGGAAUGACCCACAUGAUUCCAUGGACAGAACAGUCACAGGCACCCUGGGUGCAGAACGGAGUAAUGCAACAGUGGCUGAGGAGUGCGGUCAAAUUGGAUGGCAGCGUACGCACUAGGUCUACGAAAAGUUCAGUUUGGACCGUGGGUACUCACUCGUCGACAGGUUCAGAUUGGAGUGUAGGUGCUGCAGGCACACCGAGAUCCAUUCCAUCGUCUGAGUUUUCAACACGCCCAUCACCAGUGUUGGGAACAAGCACUCCUCCGGCCGUGCUACCAUCGGGUUGGUCAGGAUACGUGGAAGGUCCGCGGCACACACCUGAGGAGGCCACUCAAAGUACGCUUCGUGGCACUGACUGCAGGACGGAACAUCUCCUGGCCGAGAUUGACCAGUACUUUCUCAGCAGUACACUUCUUAACCCAGCAGAAUCGCCUCCUGUCGAUUCUGGCACCGGGAGGAUCGAUGUUAACCAGCAGAUUCCCAGUAACACAGUCCUCAACACAGCAGCAACACAUCUGGUAAAUUCCUACAAGGAGAUGUUUGACAUUGAUCAGCAGCUUUUCAGUGGUACAGACUUCAGCCCAGCAGCAUCUCCUCCAGUUAAUUCCGGCACAGGGACUAUCAGGGUUGACUGGCCGUUUCUCAAUGCUGUAGACUCAGCAGCAGCAACUCUGGGUACUUCUGACACGGAGGUGAUGGACACUGCUCAGUACCCUUUCAAAGGUCCAGACUUCAGCCCAGCAGCAUCUCCUCCAGCUUAUUCCGGCACAAGGACUAUCAGGGUUGACCAGCCGUUUGUCAAUGCUGUAGACUCAGCAGCAGCAACUCCGGGUAAUUCUGACAAGGAGAUUCUGGACACUGAUAAGUACCCUUUCAAACGUACAGGCUUCAGCCCAGCAGCAUCGCCUCCAGUUAACGCUGGCAUUGAUAUGGUGGCAUUUAGCCAGUCGUGGCUUGUUCCGGAACAGGAUCCUGGCGAUAGCUAUGAGUGCCGGUACCAUGGUCUGCGACGAAGAAGGAGAUUGCCAGUCGGUGACCGAGAACCUCACUUCGUCUGCUCAGAAUGCACUGCAAUUUUGCACAGAUUUUUUCGCUCUUGUCAGUAUCCGACAGCGAACCAGAAGCGUUCACUUCUCACACAGGUGGGUAUGGAACGUCAUCAGCUAGACAACUGGUUCUGCAACAAGCGCCGUCAGAUGCGACGCGCCACUGCCUCACCUUCGUCCAGCGCGCAAGGGUCACCAGUGCUACCCAUGUAGGCUAAAUAUCCGGUGCUUGCACCCCUUGAAGCACUUUACACACAAGAACCUGAAAACUCUACAUGUCUUUACAGACGAAAUUCACGGUAAUGGUCAUAAAAUCAUGCAAAAGCUUUCAGCCCUUCAGCCCUUCAGCAUGUUAUAUUUUGAAAUCCAUCAAAUUGAAACUCUACGGAAUGGCCGCAGCGACUUCUGAUGUACAUUGGCAUUGAAAAUUACAUGAUUUCUUACUCCUCUUGACACUUCCCAAUUCAUGUACUUUGAAGUACGUAUUUCACCCCCAUGCUAUACAUGAUUGUACAUGUACAGGAUGGGCUUUGGUGUAUAGCUAGAUAGAAGUUUAUACAUACAUUGUCCGUAAAUCGACCUUUCUGUUUGUUUGCUUCAUUCGUUCAAAUUUAGUCAACUCAUGGUAAGAAUGUAGUGCAUGUACCGCCGCAUGUACAUGUACAUGUACAUGUAUAUGUACAUGUAUACAUGUAUGUACAUGUACAUGUACAUGUAUGGCAUAAUUAUUGUUCUCAAAGUACACUGUAUUCUGUAUUCAUGUCUAACUCGGAUUAAUAAUCAUGGUUAAAUAAUAAUUAGACUGUUUGUAAAGUAACUGUGUGGUGUCAAUGGGCAGUAUAGCGUAACCUGUCGCUAUUUGGCCCUCGUUUCGUCUUAUAAAUAAAAUAGUAAUAAUAAUUUUGUAACAUGGGCUCGAUCGCAUAUCUUGUGCCCACAAUUUCCAUGGUACAAAAUACAUGUAAUAUUAUUAACAAUAAUAGUUCACUCGCAAGGUUGAUCAUUAUCCCUUGCACGUUUUAGGACUUGUGCUCAGUCCUGAAGUUAGUGCUCAUUGGUGCUUUCUCCUUCUAUUGUUUUGCAUUUUAUACAAUAUACAUGUACAUGUAUUUAGAAGUUAGAACACAUGCUCAAUUCAUGUGCAAGGUUGAUUGUUAUCCCUUGCACAUAUUAGGGCCUGUGCCCUUUCCUGUUUUAUUUCAUCUCAUAAUAAACCUCGGGUCAUUUUCAUAAUAACAAUAAUAAUAAUAAUCGUGAUAUCUUGUACCUCCAUCCCUGCGCGUCUAUCCCUGGUCUGGCAUUCCAUUCGUGAUUACUCUUUUCGCCUAACAGGAAUGAUUUCUCCUGAUUCACGUGAUUCCGCCAGACAUAAUUAUUUUUCUUUUUGUGCACAGA
Sycon ciliatum is the source of this 2905-nucleotide messenger RNA. RefSeq lists its product as uncharacterized. Gene Ontology annotation, molecular function: DNA binding. Bases 251 to 1723 code for a protein of 490 amino acids. Lineage: Eukaryota; Metazoa; Porifera; Calcarea; Leucosolenida; Sycettidae. The record is from RefSeq and is a predicted model, not a curated record. The transcript is spliced from 3 exons.